Molecule: messenger RNA, 1379 nt
Organism: Aedes aegypti (yellow fever mosquito)
Lineage: Eukaryota; Metazoa; Arthropoda; Insecta; Diptera; Culicidae
Product: rho guanine nucleotide exchange factor 16
Biological process (GO): activation of GTPase activity
Molecular function (GO): guanyl-nucleotide exchange factor activity
Source: RefSeq, a predicted model, not a curated record
UGUGUUUGACAGAACAGCAAUGCUGUCACAAUGAUAAAUCCCAUAUACAGUGGUGCCAACAAUCAAUAUGAAACUCUCGAUUUUUUCGGGCGAACGGUUUGUAGAAUGUGAACGACCCACGGUACCCACGCUCAUUUGACGUUUUCCAUAGUUACAUAAUUUUUGUUUGUCCCUUUUUAUUCGAUCGGUGUUGUUUUUGUUGUUUGCAUCAACAGUGUUGUUGUUGCAAAUUUUGCAUUCGCAGCGAUUUUAUCACCAACUCGGUCACCGAAGUUCCCCAGUAAAUAUCUUCAACAAAUCCUUCCGGCCUUCCGGGACGUCAAGAUGCUAACAUCCUCCGAGCGCAAGACGCUCUUCUCCAACAUCAAGGCGAACAAAAUCGAGUUUACCAAAACGCUACUGGAAUUGGAAUCGGACCCGAUUUGCUAUGGUCUCAGUCUGUCAUCCUUCCUGAUGCUUCCGAUGCAGCGGGUAACACGGAUGCGCCUCCUGCUGGAUGCUGUCCUUCAACAACUCAAAUCGGUCGACGACGAGUUCAUCAGCUGGAAAAAGACCUUCGUACUGAUCAACCAGAUCCUGAAACAGUGCAACGAUGUGGCCCAUCGUAGCGAACAGAUGUACGAGAUGGAGAUAAUUUCGCGGCAGAUUGUAUUCCCGUCGCGAAUUGGUCCACCAGGCAGCAUGAUGCGUAAGCUGGAGAAGAAGGGCGAACUGGUGCACUUGCUGUGGCGCGGCGCCGACGCCAAACUCACCUUCGGCAAGAAGUUCAGCAAGAGCAGCAUCCACGCGUUUCUGUUCACCGGUUUGAUCGUGCUGACCAAGAAGAAGGGCGACGAAAUCUACCUAAUCACGGACUAUUGUCCACGUGCUCUGCUGGUGGUCAAGUCCGGAGAUAUGCUUCCGAUUAAGGAGAUGCAAGCCAUCGGAAAGCACCUGAUCAUAAUGACGCUGCUGGAGGACCACGAGGGAAAAACUAUCGAAAUGAUCAUCAGCUGUCCGUUGACGAGCGUUGGCUCAAGAUGACGGAAUCCUUAUCCUCGGAAAAUCCCGACGAGAAGAUCUACGAGCAGUGGGACUGCCCCCAGGUGGUGGCCAUCCAUCCCUAUCAGCCACUGCAACCGGACGCACUGGAUCUGGACAUCACGGAAGUGGUCAACGUGCACAGUAAAAUGGCGGAAGGCUGGUACGAAGGCGAGCGGAUCCGGGACAGGGCCGUCGGGUGGUUCCCCAGCAACUACACCAAGGAGGCACAUGUCCGUGCCAAGCACAUCAAGCAGCGCCACGUGCUCCUUUCGCACACGUCCAAAUAGGGUAGGUGUACCAGUUAUGGCCAUAGUGGUUCCCUAUUUCGCCUUACGUGAUUACUUGAAUGUCUUCAC